Molecule: messenger RNA, 3401 nt
Organism: Beta vulgaris subsp. vulgaris (sugar beet)
Lineage: Eukaryota; Viridiplantae; Streptophyta; Magnoliopsida; Caryophyllales; Amaranthaceae
Exons: 3
Coding region: 634-2784 (716 amino acids)
Source: RefSeq, a predicted model, not a curated record
AAAAAAAAUAGCAUCUUUGAUUCUUGAAAAAUGGGAUUUGCCCCCAAAAUAUUUUUAAAGAAAAAAGGAAAGAAAUUUAAAGUGAAAAGAGAAAUAAGGACUCCUACAGCACAACAACAGUAUGUAUGAUGAAUUGAUGGGCAUGGCUUGCUUACUUUAAUGGACAUGAACUGAACCCACAGCUGCUCACUGUCUCUAAUAUCUAAUUUUAUCUCUAACUGGUUACUUUUACUAGGACAGUAAGAGUGUGUAGGAGUAGGACUAUUUCUCUCUCUUCCUGAUUACAAGGCAAUAGGCAACAUGCUCAUUCUCUCUCUAACUUUCUUUCAUUAGUGAUUAGUUUCUCUCUCUUUUUGCCUGUGUUCUUCUGUUUGUUUCUUUGAGAAGAUUAACAAGUUAAGCUACCCUUUUAGAGGCUCUGUUGAUUGGUUGCUCAAGUAUCAAGUUUUGACAUUUCUCUGAUUAGUGAUUUAUGGCUUGAAGCUCAAGACUCAAGAGAGUUUGUUGUGGUUUUCUUUGGGUUCACUACUGUGAGAUCUAAUGUGGGGUAUAUACUCAUUUACAUAAUUUUAUAGGCCCCCUUUUUUUUCUGGCUUGGAAUGCAAGUGUAACUAAAGAAAUAUAGAUGUAUCAAUGGGUGUAGAUAUGGAAUUGGAGUUCGACAAAAUCUGCAAAGUAGGUAGGAGCCCUAGAACUGUUCUUCCCUCCCCACAGCAUCAAAAAAAGGGUGAACGUAGGAAUAGAAAAGGAAGAUCUAGCUCUAAGAAUGAUGACUAUGAUCUGAUAAGCUUAGAACAGGAAGGAUUUACAGAGAUUAAGUUUCGGAACUAUCGAAGUAUUUCUUGUAAGAAUCCUCCAUCAGGGGAUGUUGAGUUGGAAUGUAAUGAAGUUCUGAGGCGUGGCUCAGUGUAUCAGAGCUCCACAGACAAAAAAUUUGGGAGGCCAGAAAUUCGAGGUGGGCGGAAAAAGGUUGAGUUUUCACUCAACAGUGAGACACCCUUUUCCUUCAGUAUUCUCGAUUCUAUCUGUGGUUCGGAUGAGGAAGCCGAAGCUGAGCCUGAGAAGAAGAAAUCAUUAAUAGUAUCAUUAAGUUCAGACACAGUAUCUUCCGCUAGGCCUCCUAGCCACCCGUCUUUUACGGGUUUGAAAGACAGGCAAAGUGAUUCUGGUUCAUCUGCCAUGAGAGAUUCAAUAGAAAACCAAAUGUUCAGAUGUGAACAGGUGUGCAGUCCUUCGAACAAUGCUAAUCUCCUCAAAGAGAGAGACUCUCUUGCUCUGAAUAAGUCUCUCUCUGCCAAACUUGCAUUGCCACAUUCCCCAACUCAUUCAGAAGGGGAUAAAUCCAAAGAAAGCCCAAAAACCCGUUUAAAAAAGAUGUUUGACCCGUUUACAAAGUCUAAAUCUCACCGAACUCCUUCAUAUGAUGCCAAAUCGUCGAGAUUAGCAGAUAUUGGGAAAACAAAAACUCUACGUAAAUCCUUGUUACAUGAUUUUUCAAGUGUGAUGCCAAAUGCGGAGACUGGAACCCUACCUAUGAAGGAGCAGCAACAGCAGGCUGUCCCACCAUGCUCACCUGCUCAUCUCAGAGGUAAUCUUAAGAUGGAACAGAAGCAUGGAGUCCCUUAUUUUGAGUUCACGAUGGCACAUUCCGAUGAUUUGUUUGUGGCGAAAACAUGGAAGGCAGAUAAUUCGCUUAAUUGGGUGUAUACUUUUCAUUAUGUUCAGGGAAGAAAGAAAAGUAAUGCAAGUGGGUGGGGAAUGAAGUACAGCAAUAAAGAUUCUCCGAUGGUUGGGCAGAUGCAGGUAACAUGUUACUUGUGUUCAGAGUUAAGAGGUGGUGCUUUUAGCAAUUCGAUGAUGACUGAGUUUGUGUUGUAUGAUAUUGCUCAUGCACGAAAAAGUGUCACUGUUAAAGAAGAAAUCAACUUCUCUGAAAAUCCCAAAGUUUUGGUUGUUUCUAGCGAAAAUUCAGCAGAAGGGAAUAUUGAAUUGGAUGAUUUAUUUGAUCUUACAAAGCCUAGACUGCCAGCCCAAAGUCCUGUUGACAGCUGCAAUGCAGAUUUCACAAAUCCUUACCCAUGGUCCCUGUCUGAUUUGCGACCGAGCUUUCAAACUGCAGCUGUUGUUGUGCAAGUUCCUUUCGAGAAAAGAGAAAGCUUAAAAUAUAAGAAAGGAGAUAAGCUUAGUGACCAGGUGAUGAAGGACACACGUGAUGAUAGUAAUUUGGUAAAGGUGAAUGUAGUGACCCCAUUGGGGAACCAUGGUUUGCCAACUAGUGAUGAGAAUAGAGGGCCAUCUCCAUUGCUUGAUCGAUGGAGGAUGGGCGGAGGCUGUGAUUGUGGUGGAUGGGAUAUGGCUUGCCCACUUCUUGUUUUUGGUAAUCCAAAUACUCAAUGCAUGUAUGAGCAUUCCCUUUUAGAGAAGGAUCAGCCUCUGAAGCUCUAUGUUCAGGGGAAAAAAGAAAACGAGCCAGCUUUGACCAUAACAAUCACCGAGAAGGGGAAAUAUGCUGUCGACUUUCACGCACAACUAUCGAUAUUACAGGCUUUCUCUAUCUGUGUUGCUAUCAUGCACACAACAGAAGCUUCCAGCUUGGUGGAGCAAGAGAAAAGCAAGGAGUUGUUGCAAUGUAGCUCCCUGAAGGUUCUCGUUGAGGAUGAAAUGAAAAUUUUGAUUGAAGCAGUGACAGAGGAGGAAAAGAAGAAAGUUGCAAAGACAACUGAACAGCAUCAACAGUCAUCUUUUGUGCUCAAUCCACCCUUUUCUCCUAUUGCGCGAGUAUAGUUCAAUCAUUUUGUUGGUAAAACUAGAGCUAACUCUCUCUAGAAGUGUUUCAUUUCAGAACCAUUUGUUACCUUGCAUCUGCUUCUAAAUGGACAAGGCUGAUUGCUUGGGUUGUCGGAUUUCUAUGGAUAUGCUGAGGAAGUUUGCGCAUUAAGACCACCGAGGAUCAUGUGAAAGCAGAGAGGAUAUUUGGUGUAUUUGUUCGAUAUAGUAAGACUUUCAGAAAGAAUAUAUACUGUCCAUACUUGGUAGAUCAUAGUGAGAGGUAAAGGUCAUCUGACCAAUUCUAGGCGGGAUACCUAGGUUUUUUUCUUUCUCUUUUUUCAUUCUCUUUUCUUUGACUUGUUUUUUUGUAUCUCCUUAUCAUCUAAAUUUAUUUUUUUUGUAAUUUAAAUGGGUUGCUGGAGAGAGGUUAGUUGAAUGUUUAUGGCUCCUAAUAAUGGUAGAAAUCGGAGCCAAAACAAAAGUUUUUGUAUUUUAGCAAAUUUAUAUUGCAAAUAAAUGUAAUAAAGCUUCUGGAAAAGUAUUGUAGGCAGAAUGUCAAUCUGCUUAGUGCUUAUAGUCCUUUGUAUAUGGCUGUUAGGCUUUUUUUUUGGCAAUUAUAUGAAUGUUUCUUA